ACCGCUGAUUAUUAGCCAAAUGAGAUCCUUCUAAUAGAACAAAUAGUUCAACGAACCGUAUUCUCUAACGAGAGAUCUAAUUAAUGGUCGCUUGAUCAAACGACAGCGUGAUCGUUGCUAUAACAAAUAUCUCGUAGCGUGAUUUUCGGAGUUUUGAACAGAGAGAAAGAGAAUGAGAGAGAGAGAGAGAGAGAGAGAGAGAGAGAGAGAGAGAGAGAGAGAGAGAGAGAGAGAGAGAGAGAGAGAGAGAGAGAAUUCUCGAUUUCAUCUUUAUUUUUGAGAAAUUAUAAUUUAACGUAUACGAAUGAACAAAAUGAUAAUAUAAACACGGUAAAGUUUGAAUUAAUAUUAUUUUGAAUAAUAAUUCUAUCGGAGAAACUGAAGUGUUGUUGCCUACGUACACAUAUAUAGACGAUGGGAUAUUUUUCCAACGCGUUAUACAAAAUUACAACGAGAAAUUUAAUUAAUACGUAAAACGAUAUAUGAUCGAGCAACGAGCAAGUUCCUUACAGAAUUGUAUCUACAUAUUACAGAUUUGUUUAAAUUUAUGAUAAAAAUAUUUUUCACUUGGAUACUUAAAUUACAAUCAUCUCAUCAUUAAUUAACGUGUAUUAAUGCUUAAGAAAUCAGACCGAUGUAACAUCAAUUCAACAGCAACAAAAUUUCAUGACUGAUUUAUUGAGAAAAAUCAGAUUCGAAAUAAAGAAUUGCAAAUGGAAGAAGAAGAAAAAAGGAAACAAAAAAAAAGAGAAAAAGAAAGAGAGGAAGAUAGAAAGAGAAAGAGAGAGAAAGAGAUAAUCCUUGAUAGGAAAAUGAAAGUACGACGAAGAACGAACGAAUGAUAAAUCAUUUACAAAGUAAAACGUUUCGUUAACAACAACAAUAAUACAGCAACAACAGAAAACAUCACCACCACUAUCAACAACAACAAUAACAACAACAAUAACAAUAACAACAACAAUAACAACAACCACACCAUCUAACUCCUUCCUUAAAGCAUACACUUUCACGUACACAGUUACACGAAUUGAUUAGAAAAGGACCUAGUAGUAAAGUACGGCGAAAGAAAGGAGAGAAAAAGAAAUAUACGAGAGCACAGCAACAAGAGUUACAACUCGGCUGGUAGGUUUUCACUCUGGAAGAUUGUAUUCUCAGUUUUCACCACCGGCAGCACCAGCACCAGCACUACUGUUACUUCUACUACACUACUACUACUACUACUACUACUACUACUACUACUACUACUACUACUACUACUACUACUACUAUUACUACUACUACUAUUACCACAAAUACUGUAAAAGCAAUCGUCAUAGUACGUAGAUUUUCCACGUUCUAUAUCAAAGUAGGGAAAGGACAACUAGACGCGGUGUCGGUGUCUUCGACGUCGGCCGCCGUCGUUAUGGUAAAAGUGUGUUGGUACGUGCCCACGUUACUUCUGGAUAAAGUCCGAGGUGAGGGGUGGUGUAAAAGGUUGUGUAAGUGUGUGCGCGGUAUCGUUUGGUUCGAUACGUGCGCGCGCGCGGCGCAAACGAAUCGGCUCUUCGCGGACAGUGCCGCCACAGCUCUCGAAAGAGACGCCCGUGAUUUUGCACCCCCGCUCGCUCGAACCAGAAUCUACCGGACUAUACGACGAGGGUGCACCACGGCUCUCUUCUACCCGUCUAUCUCUUUCUUUUUCUUUUUCUUCUUCUUCUUCUUCUUCUUCUUCUUUUUCUUCUUCUUCUUCUUCUUCUUUUUUUUCUUCCUCUUCCAUUUCCUCCAUUUCUUCCUCAUCUUCUUCCACCUUUACCAUUUCUCUUUCUUUCUCUUUUCCUUCAUUUCCUCCUCUUCCUCUGAUUCCAUAUCCUUCCCUUCUUCUAUCCCUCUCAUAUCCCUUCUUACCCUUUGCUCAAGUUUACCCCGUUCUAUAUUCGUCCAACCCUUAACAUUUGUCCUCGCCUCAUUCUUAUUCCUCUUCUUUUAUUUUCAUCGGUUUGUCUCUUUUCCUUUUACUUAUCUUUCUUCUUGUAUUUCUUCUUCUUCUUCUUCUUAUUAUUAUUGUUAUCGUUAUCAUUUUUUUAUUCACCUCAUGUCCUUUCCUCGUACCUUUGGCGUCCUCCUCGUGAAAGCCCGAGCACGCUCGUGACGUGCGUUCUAACGCUACGUUAAACGUAAGCGUACAAAUUCGCGAGUGCAGUUCGAAGGAAUAUAUCAAGAGGAGGAGGAGGGGGAGGAGGAAGAGGAGGAGGAGAAAGAGGAGAAGGAGGAGAAGGAGGAGAAGGAGAAGGAGGAGGAGAAGGAAGAAAAGGAACAGCACCUAUUGAGCCUCCCAGUAUUUUUGUGAUUGUGAGAUGGUGUUCGUGAACGUGCUGGUGCUGGUUGCUACCCUCUGAUUGAAGGAAGGAAGGAAGGAAGGAAGGAAAAAAAGGAAGAGAUAGAGAGACAAAUACGGAGAGAGAACUAUCGUUAGAUAAGAAUAAUUUUUUUUUAAAGAAAAGGAAUUUAUUAAGAACGCUAGUAUUACAUAUAAAAAAAAAAAAUAAAAUAAAACGAAAUAAAACGAAACGAAAGGAAACAAGAGGAACCAAAAGAGCCAAAAGUAAGAAGCAAAAAAGUAGAAAGGUGAAGGAGAAAGAAGAAAAAGGAAGCAUCAUCGAGAAAAAGAAACAAACAGGGAGGUUUUUCUUAGCAAUGAGGAAGGACAGUUUCGCGUUGACGAAUGCCGCCGUUAUGAUUCGUCGGGAGUGUAUCGACGAUGAGUUCCUGCCUUUGGUUGUUCAAGGAGAAGGUUAAGAUCGUUAUAAGAGUAGAAGCGAGCGAAGAAAGAGAGGACAGAAGAAGAAGAGAUCAAAAAAGAAGAGGAGGAAGAAGAGUAGGAGUAGGAGGAGGAGGAGGAGGAGGAGGAGGAGGAGGAGGAGUAGGAGUAGGAGGAGGAGGUGGAAGAGAAGGAGGAAGAGGUGGAGGAAGAGAAAGAAGAGGAGAAGAAGUCCGAGUAGUCGGAGGUGUAGGAGUAGGAGCAGGAGGAAGAGUAGGAGGAGGAGUAGGAAGUGGAAGAAAAAGAAGAAGAAGAAGAAAAAGGAAGGAGGAGAAGAAGAGAAAGAAGAAGAGGAAUAAAAAGGUGACGGUAGUAGGAUCAUCAGAGAUGGAAAGUACAAGGUGAUGAAUAAAGCGCAGAGAUCCCAAUGAUAUCUCGGCGAGGUGGAAGCGAGGGGUGUAAAGGUCCACCCAGUAGUCCGCCGAGUAGCGGUUCCGAGGACAACGGAUUUGUUAAUCGUCCUCGGGUGGCGGGUCUCUACGUAAAGAAUCUUAGCAGAGAGGAGUUGGACAGUUUAGCGGAGGAAGGGAUUUACGGGCCAAAGGGUGAUCCAAGUGAUGAGAGAAGAAGAGACGGGGGUAGUCAAAGAAGUUUGAAUCUACCCGGUACCAGUCGGGAGUUCGAGGGACAUCAUCGUUAUCCCGUAGCAUAUACUUCUAGGACACCUCAACCACCUAGAAGAUCGGGGUUCGGUGUUAGAUAUCAUGAGAACGAAAGAAGACUCGAACAUCAUGGUUCCGUGCCAAUCGAGAGAGCUUGGUCCAGACGGGUUUUUGAGGAGACGGGCUCGAGGGUUCACGGGUCACCCGUACGAGAAUCAUUCGGUUCCGGUGAGAGUUGGAAAUCGGUUCACGGUGUACGCAGGGUCGAUUGCAAUUCACCAAGAGUUAGCAGCACCGCUGACCUACGGGGAGUCACGAUCGAGCCGAGAUCAUCCGGUUCUCGGAAUACGGAUUUGGUCUUUGAAAGGAGCCGCUCGAGGAGCCCCGAGGAACCGCCGGUUCCUCCUACAGCCCGUAGGACGCGAACGAGGACGGACGAUCGGGAUUCGCCUAACAAUAAUAAGGGCCAAACGACUAGGCGCUCGCCCCCACCUUACGCGGGCUUGAGUCCACCUGAAUACACGGUUUACGACGAUUAUGAUUACGAGGAUGGCCUAUCCAGGCUUUUCCCGAGAUGCACAGGGAGAUCAUACGCCGAGAGUCCUCAGUACGAACAACCAAAGAUAACGAAUAUUACGGAUGGAGAAAUAUUAAUAGAUAAUGAAACGACCGAAUCGAGCAGUAGGGAUAUGGUUAAGCCGGAGGAAAAUAUUCAAACCGAUACGAUGACGCGAAUUUCGCCGACGACGAAUGAUAAUAACAGUCCGACGUUGAAGGAAAACGAACAGGAGGUAUCAACGAGCCCAACGAAAAAGUCAGUAUCGAGGGUCCAGGAUAGUACGAGAUUGCGACCGCCAUUGGCUGGUACAGCAGGUACAUCUGCGGAUUCUGGUACCGGUGAUUCCGGAAGUGCCGAGAUUCAAGCCGACACCAUGGGUACUCCAAGAGGUAGCACGACUAUACCACUUGAUACCGUUGUCGCUAACGUCGAUGGGAAAUCACCUGGCUCUAAAACACCUGGCAAGAACGUUAAACAAACGGUCAAACCAUUUACCAAAGAGAGCCUUGACAGGUUAGAAAACCGAACCGUACAAUUGGUCAGAGAUUAUGGAUUUCAACCUAAAAGGAAGAUGUCGGUCGAAGACGGUGCCGUUCUCCCAAUGAAAUUCGAACCUUUCCCGACCGAACUUUAUGGCAGGCCACUCGAAGAAAUCGAUAACUUUAUAUACGACGAGACUUUCUGCGUGGUGUCGAAGAGAUUUCGAAAGAAUUACAUCCAUAGGUUCACCGCGACCAAUAGUUGGUUUAUAUUUUCCCCGUGGAAUCCUAUAAGACGGUGUUGCAUCUUCCUAAGUACUAAUCAGUACUUCGAUUACAUGGUUAUGGCCACCAUACUACUUAAUUGCGUCUUCCUGGCCAUGACCGAAACCGUUGAAGAAGCCGAAUAUAUCUUCCUAGCCAUAUACACGGCGGAAAUGGUGAUAAAAUCAAUAGCCAAGGGAUUUAUAUUGAACAAGUAUACCUAUCUAAGAAAUCCUUGGAAUUGGUUGGACUUUGUGGUGAUAACUAGCGGGUAUGCUACUAUCGGUAUGGACGUUGGAAAUCUGGCUGGCCUUAGGACAUUCAGGGUGUUGAGAGCAUUUAAGACUGUAUCCAUAAUGCCAGGCUUAAAGACUAUUAUUAACGCGCUCUUGCACAGCUUCAAGCAACUAGCCGAGGUAAUGACACUAACGAUCUUCUGCUUGAUGGUUUUUGCCCUAUUCGCUCUGCAAGUUUACAUGGGUGAACUUAGGAACAAAUGCGUGAAGCAUCAAGAACCGAACACCACCCAGAUCGAUUGGAUCGAGUGGACUUGGAACUCGUCCAAUUGGGCUUUCAACGAGUACGAAGAGCCAAUCAUCUGCGGCAAUGUAACCGGCGCCAGACACUGUAACGAGAGCUACACCUGCCUUUGCGUUGGCCCGAAUCCAAACCACGGUUACACCAACUUCGAUAACUUCUUGUGGUCCAUGCUAACCACGUUCCAGCUGAUUACGUUGGAUUAUUGGGAGGACGUCUAUAACAAGGUAUUGUCGGCGUGCGGACCUAUUAGCGUCUCGUUCUUCACGGUGGUCGUGUUUUUUGGUUCAUUUUACCUAAUCAAUUUGAUGUUAGCUGUCGUGGCACUGAGCUACGAGGAAGAAGCUGAAAUUACGAACGAGGAACGAAGGAAGGAUUUAACCGACCAUCGUGAGGACUCGACGUUUAGUUUCGACCCGACGAAAAUCAACAUUAAGACUCUCACUAAGGAGAAGCAAAAAAAGAUAGACGCAAGGAAGGGUGUAUUAUUAAGCAGUUACACGAGAAAGAAGACGAGAAGAAGAAAACGCGGUAGGAGUUCGGCGGGCCAAGAGAAAAAUGGUGGCGCACGUAGCAGGUCAGUUACACCAAGUCCAAGCCCAAGUCCAAGACACUCGAACGUCAGGCCGUCGCAUCUUCCAUUACAAAAUGUAACACCAAGGCCACCGGAAGCGAGUACAGUUCAUAGGUUAGCACCGAAUCGUGGUAUGUUACAUUCGAGACAGGCAAGUAACAACAGUAAUCAACAAUCAUCGUUGGAUGAUUCCGGUGUUGUUGAUGAUCACGAUGGAGACGACGUUACGUCCGCUGAGGAACACGAGAAACGUGAACAUCACCAAAGAGAACAUAGGGUAGAACGUCAGGAUAAGGAUAAGGAUAAGAGUCAGGAUCAGGAUCAAGAAGAGGAUCAAGGGGAUGAGGAAACUAAAAUAGAAGUCACUUCUUGUACCGAUUGUCAACCAGCACCUGUUACCGUUUCCGUUAAAACGAGUAGUCGAGAAAUCAGAGUUCUCAAGUGCAAUGGCGUCAAAACGAAGAAACAUAUGUACGCGCUGCCUCCAGAGUACCUGUCGCAUAUUGUAGUUUUAGACGAUCUUCCAGAUAGAAACUGCGAGAGGUGUAUUCAAUGUUGCGUAGACUACGAGGGAUGGUUACGUUUUCAAAAUUGUCUUUAUAAGGUCGUAAGAGAUCCGUUGUUCGAGUUGAUGAUUACCCUGUGUAUCGUAUUGAACACUGGUUUUCUUGCGAUGGAACAUCACGGAAUGAGCGAGUCAAUACGACAGGCAUUGAACAUUGGGAACAAAGUGUUCACGAGUAUCUUCACGUUCGAAUGCUUUUUAAAAUUAUUAGCACUUAGCAAAGAUUUCUUCAACAACGGUUGGAACAAUUUCGAUUUGAUCAUAGUAUCAGCCUCGUUGAUCGACUUGACCUUUGAAUUGGUCGAUGGUUUAUCAGUGAUAAGAGGUUUAAGAUUGUUGAGGGUAUUGAAAUUGGCACAGUCAUGGACAACGAUGAAGGUCCUAUUAAGUAUAAUAAUUUCAACGAUCGGAGCUUUGGGUAAUCUAACGUUUGUCCUUGUUAUCGUGAUAUAUAUAUUCGCGGUGAUAGGGAUGCAAUUGUUCAGCAAGGAUUAUACCUUGGACAAGUUUUAUCCGGAUCCUGUGCCACGUUGGAACUUCAACGAUUUCUUUCAUUCGUUCAUGAUGAUAUUUCGUAUAUUAUGCGGCGAAUGGAUCGAGCCAUUGUGGGAUUGUAUGCGUGCGGAAAAGGAGGACGGUCCUGGUACCUGUUUCGCCAUAUUUUUACCAGCGUUGGUUAUGGGCAAUUUCAUGGUACUCAAUUUGUUCUUGGCCUUGUUACUCAACAGCUUCAAUUCGGAGGAAUUGAAGCAAAAGAAGGAAGAAGUUGGGGAGGAUUCAAAGUUGGCGAGAUCGUUCGAUCGGAUACGUUCGAUCGUUAAAAAGAAAAAAUAUCGUAAGGAAAAUUCGGAGAACGAGAAGAACAUGAGAUUGGAGCAGAUAGUUCGCGAAGUUAUGGACAAGUCCGAUAAAGAGAAAUAUGCUAUACAGGAGACGGUGUUGAGCCUACCAAAAGACAAUAUUUACAACAGAUCCUAUCAGGAGAGUUUGAAUCAACCUGUAUUCACUUACGAACCGAUAUAUCGUCAAGCUACUUUGACCACUUACAGUCAGAGCAGUCAAGAGACUGUUAAAGAAAAUAAAAGGAUAAUCGAGAAGGACGAGACCAAUGAAACAAACGUUGAGGAAAGUAUAGAAAUGGAAGUAUUGAAGGAUCCUGGUAAAACGGACGAGGAAGUUGCUAUGUUACCGGAAGAAAAAUCAUCCUCUCAACCGGUACGUAGAGAAGAAAGAAUAGAGAAACGACCUUGGCACGCAUUGGUCAGUUACGUCGACGAAUUGACCGUUGGUGGUAGAAGAGAUAGCAAGGGUAGAUACAUUGACGGAAUGGGCUCUUUUCCUAUGUUUGGACGUAAUAAAGAGCCGAAGGAACCUCAGGAUUGUUUUCCCCAACAUUGUUAUCAAAAAUGUAGCUGUAUCAAUCGUUGCUUAGUAACCGACAUAGGAAGAAAGUGGAUAAGAAUACGUACGGUUGUACUUUCUGUGGUCGACACACCUGCCUUCGAAUGGAUGAUCCUAGUAUUGAUAUUUGCAUCCUCGAUUACACUUUGCUUCGAAGAUAUAUAUUUGGAUGACAAUCCAUUCCUGAAGAAAAUCCUUUAUUGGACCAAUCUAGCUUUCUGCGCUUUAUUCAGCAUCGAGAUGCUUUUAAAGUGGUUGGCAUUAGGAUUUUGUAAAUACUUCACCAGUUUCUGGACGAUCCUGGAUUUUAUAAUAGUUUUCGUAUCCAUGUUUAGUCUUUUGAUAGAAGAAAAUGAAAAUCUAAAGGUACUACGCUCGUUGAGAACGCUAAGAGCACUGAGGCCUUUAAGAGCGAUAUCAAGAUGGCAAGGCAUGAGGAUCGUAGUGAACGCGUUGAUGUAUGCGAUACCUAGUAUAUUCAACGUGCUCCUCGUCUGUCUCGUGUUCUGGCUUAUAUUUUCGAUAAUGGGCGUCCAAUUUUUUGGCGGUAAAUUCUUCAAAUGCGUCGACGAGUAUGGAGAAUUAUUGGACAUAUCGAUAGUAAAUACAAAGGACGACUGUCUGAAUAAAAAUUAUUCAUGGGAGAAUAGUAAGAUUACAUUCGACCACGUUGGUAUAGCUUACUUGGCACUGUUUCAAGUGGCAACGUUCGAAGGUUGGAUGGAAGUAAUGGAGGAUGCCGUUGAUGCAAGGGGUGUCGACCUUCAACCCCAAAGGGAAGCUAAUCUUUACGCUUACCUUUAUUUCGUAAUAUUCAUCGUUUGCGGCUCCUUCUUCACAUUGAAUCUAUUCAUAGGAGUUAUUAUAGAUAAUUUCAACAUGUUAAAAAAGAAGUACGAAGGUGGCGUGCUAGAAAUGUUUUUGACCGAGAGUCAAAAACACUACUACACUGCCAUGAAAAAGCUCGGCCGUAAAAAGCCGCAAAAAGUAAUAAAACGUCCGAUCAACCAAUUCCUCGCAAUGUUCUACGACCUGUCCAAUUCCCGAAGAUUCGAAAUAGCAAUCUUCGUUUUGAUAUUUCUCAACAUGCUGACGAUGGGAAUCGAACAUUACAAUCAACCGCAUCCAAUAUUUUUCGUCUUAGAGGUGUCUAAUGCGUUCUUUACUACGGUGUUCGGUUUGGAAGCAAUUGUCAAGAUUAUUGGAUUACGUUAUCACUAUUUCACCGUACCGUGGAAUCUAUUCGAUUUCUUGCUCGUCUUAGCGUCUAUAUUGGGAAUACUUAUGGAAGAUAUCAUGAUGGACUUUCCCGUGUCCCCGACGCUCUUGCGGGUGGUGAGGGUGUUCAGAAUCGGUAGGAUCUUAAGGCUCAUUAAAGCCGCUAAGGGUAUUCGUAAACUUUUGUUUGCGUUGGUGGUCAGUCUUCCGGCAUUAUUCAACAUUGGAGCUUUACUUGCCUUGAUUACGUUCAUCUACGCCAUCAUUGGUAUGUCCGUAUUUGGACACGUCAGGAAACAAGGAGCUUUGGACGAUAUGGUAAACUUCGAAACGUUCGGCCGUAGCAUGCAAUUAUUAUUUCGUUUGAUGACAUCGGCCGGCUGGAACGACGUAUUGGAAUCAUUGAUGGUACAACCACCUGAUUGCGACCCAACCCCAACCAGUAGGAAAAUGAAUGGCGAUUGUGGUUAUCCGUUGUUGGCGAUAACGUACUUCACUUCUUUCAUCAUCAUCAGUUAUAUGAUCGUUAUCAAUAUGUACAUCGCUAUCAUUUUGGAAAACUUUAAUCAGGCUCAUCAGGAAGAAGAAAUUGGCAUCGUCGAGGAUGAUUUAGAAAUGUUUUACAUACGGUGGUCCAAAUACGAUCCACAUGCAACCCAAUUCAUCAGUUUCUCACAAUUAAGCGACUUCAUAGCGAGCCUAGACCCACCUCUGGGAAUAUCAAAGCCCAAUGUCGUUGCGUUGGUAAGCUUUAAUCUUCCCAUCGCGAAGGGUAACAAGAUCCAUUGUCUGGACAUCCUGCACGCACUUGUCAAGCACGUUCUUGGACACGUUGAAGAAUCCGACGAUUUUCGUAAGCUUCAAGAACAAAUGGACGUUAAGUUCAAGAAGCAAUUCCCAACUAGAAAGGAAUUGGAAAUAGUGUCUUCCACGAGAAUUUGGAAACGACAGGAUAAGGCUGCUAGGCUUAUUCAACGUACCAUUAGAGAAUAUAUCGCAAUGAAGAAGGAACGAGAAAGGAUUGCUCAAGAAGUGGAUUCGCAAACGCAAACAUCGAGUCCUGGUGGUGUUGGGAGCGAUGGUAGGGGCGGGGGUGGGUGGGGUGGAAAGCUGUCGGCCCUGCUGCACGUACACAGAGGUAGCCGGGCCAGUAGCCGCAAGUCCUCCAGGGCCAGCGACGCCAGCGAUCUCAGUGAGCUCGGGACAGCAUCAGCUUGGCUAUUUCCAAAUCUACCUUUGCUGUUGCUCUCCGGCGCCACGGGAACCCACGAGGACCUGCAACCCCCCGCCCUCACCGUGUCCCGUCCCUCACCGACCACGGAACAACCAUCGGCUGCAUCGAGUUCUGGAUCUGAUUCGCAUGUUACCGUUAGAUCGGUCGGUGCGACGUUGGGCCGUCAGGACGCCGUGGAAACAUAUCCAGACGAAGACGUCCUGAGUCCGCCGAGUUCGAAACGAAGUUCACUACGUACCAGCGGUACGACAUUGUCCCUGAACACUCUCCAACGGGACAUUAAGGAGGCCUUCAAUCGUCGUUGCAGUAGUCUUCGACGACGUCCACUAGCAGUACCAUUGACAACAACAACAACAAUCACAACAACCACAGCAACAGCAACGGCAACCGGAACAACAACAACAACAACAACAACAAUAUUACCAGAACCCGUAUCACUUCCUAUAGCUGACGGAAGUGACGUCAGUAUACUGGUGACCGAGCCUAGCCCAGAAAAUUCAGCGCCGCCAUUGUCCAGGCCACCGUUGAUAAGACAACAAUCGGAGGCAACGGUUGUUCACGUACUUGUACACAGAGAAAGCGAGGAGUAUAAAGAUCAGCAAGACGACAGCUGAUGAUCCUAAAUAAUCGAUUGAGAACUUGGGCCUGAGUCCCUCUUUGGUUUUUAUCAGGGGAGGGGGAAAGAAGGAUAAGGAUGAACUUUCAAUUAGAAGGAAUAGAGACGAGAGUGUGUGUGAGAGAGAGAGAAAAAGAGAGAGAGAAAGAGAGAGAGAGAGAGAGGGAGGGAGGUAUUUAAACUCUAAUCAAUGAGAAGACUCACGAAACUUUUAAAAUAGAAGGAAGUUAACAAUGUCUAAUGAUCUAUGUUAUUCUUCUUAUUCAUCAUUAUUAUCAUCUUCUUAUUAUUAUUAUUAUUCUUCUUCUUCUAAUUCUAAUUCUAAUUCUAAUUCUAAUUCUUCUUCUAAUUCUUAUUCUAAGAUUAUAGAACAAAUGAAUUAUACAACUGAGAGUGGGGGAGAGAGGGGGGGGGAGAAAGAGAGAGAGAGAGAGAGAGGAGUUCGUUCUCGAGUAUGUUGUACAUAUACAUAUAUAUAUAUUAUCGAUCGAUCGAUAACGAUCAUGAUAACGAUCACGAUCUCGAUCUCGAUAACGAAUCGAUUCUUAUAAUUAUUAUAGAGAAGACUCUUUAUAUAUUUCGAUUCUAAUGAAAAUUAGCGUUUUUAGAGGGAGGUCGUACAACAACUAAUGAAAAAAAGAAAAAGAAAAAAAAGGGAAAAAGAAGAAAAAAGAAAAAAAAAAUGAAAAUGAAAAAUUCUUCUUAUUACGACGUCUCUUCACAGUAAUUUUCAUUUGGAUAAACUAAAUAGGCGUGUUAUCGACUUCUCCAUAUACAUAUACAUAUAUAUGUAUGUGUGUGCAUGUAUGUGUUUUAUAUACAUAAAUUUUUUUUCUUAAUUAUUUUUUAAUCUUUUCUUAAUGACACGUUGAAAGAGACAAGGAUGAUAACAUUAAAAUUAAAUGAUUACGAUACUUUGUUUAUUCUAUACAUAUAUGUGUGUAUGUAAUACACAAGUAUGUGUAAUAACAAUACUCUAUAUUAUUAAUAUAAAUAAUUUUCUUGUUUUUUUUUCUUUCUUUUAUGUCAAAUCAGUAGGAGUUAUCUAAAAAGAAAGUAUUAUAUAAAGAAGCAUUUUUUCAUUAUUUCUAUUAUUACAAUAAUUAGUAUUAUAUUUUUAUCUUUUUUUUUUUUAUUAGUAUUAGUACAUAUAUGUUAAUAAUAUUAGAGUAUUAUUAUUAAUAAAAUUAAAUAUUAUUAUCACUCUAUAUCACUUAGUAUUAUCAUUAUUAUUAUGAUCAUUACAAUUGUUAUUAUAUUUAAAAAUUUUAAUUAUUCCACAUUAACGAAAAAAGAAAAAAAAAUAGGAAAGAAAAAAGAUCCUUGUCUCUUUAAAUCGCGAUCAAAGAUGUCUGGACCAAUUUUCGGGUGGAUUCGUUAAACACGUAUGCAAACACAUACAAACAUAAAAUUAUACGCCGAUCUUGAUAAAAAAAGAAAAGAAAAAAAAAGAGAGAAAAUAGAAUAUGCAAUCGAUAUUAAAUUAUUUCAUUUCUAAUCUUAUUAGAAAGAUCGUUAGCUCGCCUUCUAGUCAAUUCAGACCAUCGCUCGGGAGUGUAUAAAUGUUUGCUGCGAAGAACGUCUUUACAAUAAAAGAUAUAUGUAUAUGUAUAUAUAUUUAAAACAGAAAUGAGUAUACUGCCUCAAAAAUCGUAGGAUAGAUGAUUUACUCGGCGUUAAUUUUCUUCGGUGAGAGAUUAAAAAGAACAAGAAAAAAAAAAGAGAAGGAAAAGAAAUGACAAUGAGAAAGAGUGGAAAAAUAAAAAAAGAAAUAGUCGAAACAUUUCGUGACAGGAAGAAAGGAAGAAUAAAAGCGAAUAGAUAAUAUUAACAAUAACAACAACAACAACAACAACAACCACAAAUUAAACCAAAUCAAAGAGAAUAAAGAAAAUAAAAAGAACAGUAAUAACAACAAAUACAUAAGUAUACACUGAGAAAGGAAAGUGAAGGAGGAGAAGGUAAAAAAAAAUAUAAAAAAAUAAGACAUGAAAAGAAAAGGAGAAAAGAGGAAAAUAGAUGUAAAGAAACAACUGAAAUAAAAGGAGAAAAAAAAUAAGAAACGUAAUAUACAACGUGACGUGGCUUCCUUCCUUUAUUCUAAUUACGAUAUACAAUAUAAGCUUCAUUUUCUCUUUUCGUAAUAUAUAUAUAUAUAUAUAUAUAUAUAUAUAUAUAUAUAUAUAUAUAUUGUAUAUUUUUUCUUUUUUUUUUGAUAUAUUAUUUUUGCAUUCUCGACAUUUCAAGAGAGAGAAAGAGAGAGAGAGAGAGAGAGAGAGAGAGAGAGAGAGAGAGAGAGAGAGAGAGAUCGAUAAAAUGGCCGAUAAAAAAGAAAGAUUUAUGUGACCUCGUUAGAUGCAACCCUUACGUCGAUUACGUUCCUUUUUAAUUAGUGUAACACACACGUAGUAAAGUUUAUUACAGCAUCUCUGAUUUAAAAGUUCUCAAAUAUUCGAAUUAUUUUCACUGACCUCGAACGCUUUUUAAAAGGGAGGAAGAAAGAAAUGGAAGUGAAAAAGACAAAAUGUAAAAUAGAAAAAGAAAAAUAAAAUAGGAAGAAAAAAAAUAUGACGAGUAUAUAUAACUAAACGACUGAAUGACAAAGAUGGAAUGAAAUAGAGGGGGGUGGGGCAAACAAAAAAAAAGAUAUAAAUAAAAAAUACAAAAUAAAGGAGACAAGAAAAAAAUGGCGGAUUUUUUAGAAUAAUACAAAUGUAAAAAAAAAUCGAAUAAACGAGAACGCUUACACACACCCACGUAUACACCCACGUGCACAUCCAUAUCCACAUCCACAUUCACAUCCACAUUCAUACCCACACACAUGCAUACAUACAUACAUACAACAUACAUACAUACAUAUACACACGCAAUUCAUGUGAAAAUAUUAUAUAAAAAAUUCGUCAUGGUUAUAAGUAAGUAUAUGUGAAAUAAUGAUUAUGUACAUAUGUAUAUGUAUAUGUAUGUAUAUAUCCAUUGAAGAAUUCAAGAAAUUGAUAAACAAAAUGGGGAACGUGGGUGGAAUUUCUCGCGCUAGUUUUUCACAAAGGUACAACGAAUAUUUCCCUUUAGGUUGGUUAACAAUUAAAUAACAGCGAGAAAAACGAUGCGUUGGGAUAAUUUCUUAUAUCUCGCUUCUCUCUUUUUUUUUGCUCGAGCGUAUGCACGAGAAAGAGAGAGAGAGAGAGAGAGAGAGAGAGAGAAAGAGUGAAAGAAUAAAACAAAGAGAGAAGGAUAAAGAAAGAUAGAGAGAGAUAAGCAACCACCGAAUAUAUUAUAAAAAUACAUUAAACGACGAGAAAAACGAAAGAAAUAAUUUCUUAGAAGGAAGAGAGAUAAUUAAACGAGAGAAUUACUAUGAUAAUAAUAAUAAUAAUAAUAAAAAAAAAAAAUUAAAUAAAAAAUAACAAAGCUUCGCCUCCUCCACCAUCUUAUAUAGCCCCUCGAGGGAAACAAAAUAGAAAAGAAAAGAAGGGAAAAGAAAAGAAAGAAAAACAAGAAAAUUAAGAAGAUAAUGAAAAUAAUGAUGAUAAUGAUGAUAAUUAUAACAACAAUGAUGAUAAUGAUGAUGAGAAUCAUAAGAAAGGUGAUAAAAGUGAUUAGAAAAAAUUUACCUUCUUCUUCGCGUAAUCCUCCUUCCUUCCUCUUCUUCUCUCAUUUUCUUAUUACUUCUUCCUAUUUGUCCGAUAAAAAAAAAAUUUCUCAUCGAACAGCAGAAAUCCCUCGACAUCAUCAUCACCAAUAUCGACACCAUAAUAAAACCUUUUAAUCCCAACGACACGAACAACCGCCCAUAAUAAAUCAAGCGUAUAGACUUGAACAUUGUCAGAGAGUUGAUAGAAAGAAAACGAAAGAUAAAGAAAAAUAAAGGGAGGGAGAGAGAGAGAGAGAGAGAGAGUUGUCACGAAUUCAUGUCGACCUAUAGUGCCUAUUUAAUUAGCGGACACUGAGUAAUAUCGCGAGGACGAUAUAUGUAUUUGUCACGUUUCCAUUUUACUAAACAUUUUUUCCAAGCGAACGUGACGAUUAUGUAUCUAUAAAUAAUCGAAAGGGGAUAUAGGAAAAGAUUAAAAGAAGUGAAUAAGUAAUUAAGAAGAAGAAAAAGAAAAAAAAAGAAGGGAGGAAAGAGAAGAAAAAAAAAAAAAGAAAGAAACAGAACAAAGAACGACACAAAAAAGACAAAGAAAGGAAUAAAAAGAGAGAGAAAGGGAAAGCUUAGAUUUUGAAAUUAGAGAACCCGAGAUGGAAACGAAAAAUAAAUAAAUAAAUAAAUAAAUAAAUAAUAAUAAAUAAAAUAAAAUGAAUAAAUAAAUAAAUAAAUAAAAUAAAAAUUGAAAUGGAGGAAAGGGAACGACAAAGGUAAAUAAAAUAAAAAUUAAGCCUAUUAUUUAGAUUAUUAGAAACAUACUCGUGCUUUUAUUCGAAUAAGAUCGACGGUCGAUAAUGUUUUUCUCUCGUAUGAAGCUCGGUGAUAUAGGAAAUGAUAUUAUCGACGGGUACGCUUUCCCGCUUGUGUGGGACCGAGUUAACCUAAAUAUACGUCGCGAGAGUAACUCUCGCGAGAGUGUUGGUUUUCGCGAGGCAUAUAUAAUAAAGUUAUAUGUCAAUUAAAGAUUAUAAAUAUAGACAUACAUAUAUACGUAUACACAUAGUAUACAUAUAUGUAUAUACAUAUAUAUACACACACAUAUAUAUAUAUACAUAUACAUGUUAAUUAAUUAAUUAAUUAAUUAAUAACGUUAAUAUAUAAAAUCCAGCGACGCACGAUAGCAACUAUAUACAUACGUACGUAUAUACAUAUAUACAUGUAUAGUAUGUAUAAGAGAAUUAAAAAAAAAAAAGAAAAAAAAUAAUAAAAAUAAAAAAAAUAAAAUAAAAAAAAAGAAGGUUAAGUUUUACCACAUUAUUCCAAAUAAAAAUAAAUUAAUUAAUUAAUGAAUUAAUAAUAACUAGAUAAAUAAAUAAUUAAAUAAAUAAUUAAAAAAUAUAAUGGUGAACACAAGAGAAAAUUAAAUAAAUGCGUACAAUCAUGCGUGGGAUGGCUGUUUAGGCAUCCUAGAGAUCGUUUUAGAUAUUAGACUCGUAAUAAUACAUAAUUUGUCGAAUCCGCGCGUGUAUGUAUGUGUAGACGAUUAAAUAAUUCAAAUGAUUACGACGAAAAAGUGAUUAACAAGAAGAAGAAAAAACAAAGAAAAAAUAAAUGAAUGAAUAAAUAAAUAAAUAAAUAAAUAAAUAAGUAAAAAAAAAAAGAAACACAGCAGCACAUACUCGUCCUCGCUGUUAUUGUAAAAUGAUUAAUGUAAAAUAAGAUGAAUGUGGUGUGGAAUGAUGACUACAUAAUAUGUAUGUAUGUCGUCGCAAUAACGACAAUCCCUAUUGUUGUUAUUUAAAGAUGAUGAUGAUAAUGACAAUGAUGAUGAUGAUGAUGAUGAUUGUUGUUAUUAUUAUUAUUAUUAUUAUUAUUAUUAUUAUUAUUAUUAUUGUUAUCUUUGUCAUUACUAUUAUUAUUUAAUUAAUUAAUAGGACCACCCAUGUAGAACAAGUUAAUUCAACAAAUUCCAAAACGAUUAUUCUUUCGAUCUAUCCGAUUAUUAUGGAUCACUAACGUACUCUCGCUUGAGAUCCAUAUUUUCUGACGAACAUAUAUAUAUAUAUAUUAAAACACAUACGUGAGAGAUCAUACGGAUCAAUGGAAAAAAGAUAAAAAAAAAAAAGACAGAAAAAGAAACAAUUUUCACAAAGAAAUUGCGUGAAAAAUUAACGAUUUACAUAUAUAUGUUACUUACGUAUCGAAAGUUUGUCGUCAAGGACAUUGUAUUUUCCAAAUUAUUUUUUUGAUAGUACGUAAAAAUGGGCAAUACAAUGAUUUCUCAAGAGAGAGACGAAAUAGAAAAUGAGCUUCAAACGAGUUUAGAAAUGUAGAAUGAGACUGUCACACGAUUACAUAUAUAUAUAUAUAUAUAUAUAUAUAUAUAUGUAUACACAUAUGUGUGUGUGUGUGCGCACAUAUACAUAUAUAAACAAUACAUAUUAUAUUAAAAAGGUAGAUCGACAUCGAAGGUCAUGAAAAUUUCAUAGAAUGCGUAAGGAAUAGCAUAUCAAUGAAGAAGAAAAAACAAAUAAACAAAUAAGCGAAAUGAGUUGUAGAAAACAAGAACAAUUGUUCGAGUUCGUUCGUGUUUGUAUGGAAAAAAAUGAAGAAAAGAAAGAAAAGCAAAAACGAAGGGAACGAAACAAAGAAAGAAAAGAGCAAAAAAAAAAAAAAGUAGUAAAAAAAAUGGCCGACGAUUUUGAACGAUAUGCGAAAAUAUUAUUAAUAUAGUUCGAAUUAAACCUGUCGAAAAUUUUCUUCGAUAAUAUUCCAUUUGCAUUAUUUCGAUCGAUAUAAGAAAAAAAAAAAAGAAAAAAAAAAAACACGCGAAGCAACAAAAAGAAAAAAAAAAGAAAAGAAAAAAAAAUACGAGCUUUCAAUCCCCUUUUUAUUAUAAUAUUAUACGUCAUCUCGUCUAUGAUAUAUACAUAUUUCUUCUUUAUUUAUUUAUUUCUUUAUUUAUUUCUAAUAUUUAUAUAUUAAUUUUCUCUUUCAUUAGAAAUAUUUUAAAAACACGAUGGCGAUGACGAGGAAAUAAAAAAAGAAGCGUCGUUGAAAAAAAAAAAAAGAAUAAAGAAAUAAAAAAUUUCGUCGCUUUGUUCUUACGAUCUUCAUAUUGCAUCAUCAAUAUAUAUAUAUAUAUAUAUAUAUAUAUAUAUAUAUAUAUAUAUAUAAUUGGAUUAUAUCGCAAUUAUAUUAAAAAUUUUCUCGCCACGAAAGCAAAUAUGGCGACGAGACGGCUUGCUUUCCUGCAAUUUGCUUGGGCAUUUAAGAUUAAAAAGAAAGAUUGGAUGGAAGGGAAGAAAGAAAGAAAGAAAGAAAGAAAAAAAAAAAGAAAAACUAACACAUUAAUAAUAUCAUUGACAAUAUUAAUUAUCCACCGCGGGAGAUAUAAAGUAGAAAUAUACAUUAACGACCAUUGUGCGGGUUGAAUGCCCAGUCAAAAAAUAAAUGAAUAAAUUAAAUAAUUAAAAUAAAAAAAAAAAAAAAAUAAAAAAAAUAAAAAAAUUGAGGAACGUGAGAUCGCUAACGUGAAAAAAUGCGCGCGUUCAAUUUUUCGAGGAUCUUUUUGUCCUUAAAAAAGAAAAAAUAAGAAAGAAAAAGAAGAAUUAUAUACGCAGGUGGGAAAUGAAAAAUUUCCUGGACGUUCUUAGAUGAUUUUAAAAAUCGAUUACACUUUUUCGAAAUAAUUUUGGGAUAAUUUUUUUUACGUCUUAAAACGUACGAGCUAAGCUUGUAGUUUUAAAAUCCAAUGAAGUAAACAUAGAAAACAAAAGAAGAAAAAGAAAAGAAAAAGAAAAAAAGAAAUUACUCUACGACGUUUCGAAAAAGAAUUGAUAUAGUAAUUAAUUUUUAAAAAUCAUCUAGUAACUUUUGACCUACUUAUAUAUAUAUAUAUAUAUAUAUAUAUAUAUAUAUAUAUAUAAAAUGAAAGAGAAAGAAAAAUUAUAUUCGUCCUUGAUUGGAGAAAAAUCGUAGCUUUGAUCAUUCCGCACAAUGUGAUCGUCAACUAAAAGGCCUAUCGUAAUAAAUAAAUAAAUAAAUAAAAAGAAAAAAAAGAAAGAAAAUAAUUAAGGAGCGCGGAUGUUAAUUAAUGUCUUCGCACAAUAAUGAUUUUAUUUGAAAAUUUUAUUUAAACGAUUCUAAUCGAAAUGUUUCUUAUCGUCACACAUACAAACACACACACACACACACACAGAGAAGGACAUGCACGUGUUCGAUCGAAGCAAGAACGUUCAGAGAAUAAAAAAUUAAAUACGAUUCCCCAUCGAUUUAACGUUAAAUUUGUUCGUAAACUAUAAUCCAUUUAGAGGAAUAAAAUUAUUAUUAUUAUUAUUAUUAUUAUUAUUAUUAUUAUUGUAAUAAUUAUUAUUCUCUCGUACGAGUAUUCGAGUUUCAUUCGCACUUGUUGGCCUUCAAUUAAAAAUCUUAUAAUAAUGUAUCUAUGUAUGACGUAUGUAUGUAUGUAUGUAUGUAUGUAUGUAUGUAUGUAUGUAUGUAUGUAUGUAUGUAUGUAUGUAUGUAUAUAUGCAUGUAUGUAUGUACGUAUGUAUGUAUGUAUGAAAAAGAAAGAAAGAAAAUGAAAAAGAAAAAGAAAAGGAAAAAAGAAGUAGAAGAAGGUAACAAGGGCGAAUUUAAUCCCGUUCACAUAUGUAUGUAGAAAAGUAAAUUGUUAACGAAAUUGAAUAAUGAAUAUAAAUAAUAACGGAAUAUAAAUAAUAAUUAAUAAUUAAAACAGA
Vespula vulgaris is the source of this 19174-nucleotide messenger RNA. RefSeq names its product sodium channel protein 60E-like. Gene Ontology annotation, molecular function: voltage-gated sodium channel activity. Gene Ontology annotation, biological process: membrane depolarization during action potential; neuronal action potential; sodium ion transmembrane transport. Lineage: Eukaryota; Metazoa; Arthropoda; Insecta; Hymenoptera; Vespidae. The transcript is spliced from 22 exons. The coding region runs from base 3165 to 10844 and encodes 2559 amino acids. The record is from RefSeq and is a predicted model, not a curated record. Gene Ontology annotation, cellular component: voltage-gated sodium channel complex; plasma membrane.